AUGACCCCUGAGAAUUUUGCACGGCAUCCCAUUGACUCCUCUUCCUAUCCAUCUGGCGUUGCGUCACGUUUGCGGUCCCGGGAUUACAGCCCCGUGCCGAACCUAUACGGUCACUGGAGUCCCAAAAGUUGCGCUUUGGAGAUUCAGAAAUACUUAGUUGAUUGUGCAACUGGAAUCUUCAGAGAAAACCUGUAUCCCGAGGCACUGAGUCUACUGGGCUUGCGAGGACUUCAGAACUUGAAAUAUCCGAAUUCUCUUUUUCUCCACAACACAUUUACCGGUAAACACUCAGCUCUUCCUGGCUGGUGGUCUGCCAAAGCAGUCGUUGAACCGCAGAGAAUCGACGGCAAACGUGUCCAUCCACACCUUACUUUAGGGUUAGUCCAAGACUUCAACGGACACGAAAACACCAUGAUCUACGGUGAGCUGGCCCCGAUAAUUGAUGUGAUGUAUGCUCGGUCCCAGCAGCAAAUCAUCUCCGAGGAGGACGAGGAGUCCCUGUUCGAACCGGAAGUUUUACCGCCAUCAGGACCAAGGGCAUUCGAGAGCGAUCAAAGAUUCCCGAUACUACUCCUUUCUUUUCUAAGGCCUCAGCAUGGGCGUGUCUUUUAUGCAUGUAUGGAUGACGAUGAGCUUGUCAUUAGACAAUCACGGCUCUACAGUUUCGAAAGGCUAGCAACUGCCCCGUUCGAUCUCUUCACUCGCCUUUUCCUAAGUCAACCUCUCUCGACUGCUUGA
This is a messenger RNA of Aspergillus affinis, 738 nucleotides long. RefSeq lists its product as uncharacterized. Lineage: Eukaryota; Fungi; Ascomycota; Eurotiomycetes; Eurotiales; Aspergillaceae. The transcript has 2 exons. The record is from RefSeq and is a predicted model, not a curated record. Bases 1 to 738 code for a protein of 245 amino acids.